GCAGUAAAGGGCCAGGGGGUGUCUUUUGUUAUGUUUUGUUAUGGAGACUUUGGAACCCUCCCCAGGGCUGGGGGCGCCGGUUGCCAGGGGAACUGACCUGGGAUCACAGAGCUCCCGGGGCAGGUGCUCACGUGCAGACUGGGGUGAAGGUGGCUGUGGGCUUCCUCCUAAGGAGGAGAGUGUUGGAACCUGCCGUCUGUAGUGGCCAGCCCCAGCAGCCGGAGGCCUCCCCAUCUGCUUCCCUGUUGUUCUUCGCUGUCUCGGGCUCAGCAUCAGCACGGCCGUUUGAACAGGACAUUGUGAAAGCCACCAGCAGAGCACCACUAAGUGCCGCCAGCAGGAGGUCGCAGGCCGCUUCGGACCCGGGCGACCACACCGACAGAGAAUCCUGGGGACCUUCCGUCACAAUCACGAGCUUCUGGAACAGCAGUGGCCCGGACCCCUGUCGCCCACGGAAAUGUGCGGUCGGGCCAGGGAGCAGUGUGCCCUGUGGCCUUCUCCAGCGCAGCUGUCCCCCGGCAGGGCCCUGCCGCCUGAGGGUGCGGAUCCCCUCCUGCCCGUCUGCAGAUGAUGUGCCCUCAGACGUGCUUCCAGGGACUGACGUCGCCUCGACCGCUGCGUCCCCGGGGGUCCCCGUGAGGCCGGCUGUGUCCGCCCCGACCAGCUCUCCGACUGCACAUCCUCCCACCUUGCCCAGAAGCUCCCUCGGCCACGGUGGCUCAGCAUCCUGGCCUCGUCCCCCCACUCGCUGUCACCCCGGGGCCGUGUCCAUGCACAGUCCUCCUGAUGCACUGGAUGCCGCCGACCAUGGCUUCCCCGACACGGACGCUCGGGCCCCUCUGAGUCUGGGCUUCCGGGUCCGGGCAUCUCCCAAGGCAGCUCUGUGUCUACGGGUGGAUUUCGGGGACAGCUCCGGGGUCCAGGUGACGAUCUACAAUGUGUCCCGGGGAAUCGCAGUCACCGCCUACCACCAGUUCAGGAAAGAAGGAGUCUAUGUGCUCAAGGCACUUAUUUACAACGACCUUUGUGGACCCGGAAGGGAGCUCGGGCCUUAUUACGUGGAGAUGGGCCCCGCGACCAUGUCAGUGUUCAUGAAUUCUAGCAGCAUCCGCAGGGAUGAGCUUCUGGUCUUUGCUGGCUCCCACGCGGAUCAGAAAAGCACCGUUGUCACACAUCACUUUGCAGCCGGUCCCCCAUGUAACGUGUCCUUCACAUGUCAGAGCUGUGCGGCCGGUGGCCAGGCUUGGCCCAGCGUGACUGUCCAGUAUCGGAUGCAGCCCGUCUCUGUCUACACAAACGGAACCAUGUUUGCCACUGACAUCGACAUCACUUUCCUGGCUGUCACGGAGGAAACGGCCCCCUUGGAGUUCGUGUGGUCCUUUGGAGAAGGUCCAGCCCUGAGGACAACAUCCAGGAGCAUUAAGAGAAGACUCAGCAUCCCCCAGUGGUACAGCGUGACGGUGCAGGCGGCCAGCAGGCUGGGCAGGGUGGCCUCGGAGCCCCGCCGCAUCAGGACGCAGAGGAGAAUCGUCGCCAACCGGCUGGUGUCUCCCCUCUCAGCUCUGCUGAAUGCCAGCGUCACCUUCACGUGCAGACUCAACUUUGGCACCAACGUGGCUUUCCUGUGGGACUUUGGGGAUGGCACCGUGGGCCCGGGGGGCAGCUCUGCCCAUCACACCUACCAAAGGGAAGGACAGUUCACCGUCCAGGUCCGAGCCUUCAACGAUGUCAGUGCUGUCUCCCUGGCAAAGCAGCUGUUCGUCGUGCGGGAGCCGUGCCAGCCGCCCCCCGUGAAGAACAUGGGGCCGGGGAAGGUGCAGGUGUGGAGGUCUCAGCCUGUGACUCUGGGCGUCACGUUCGAGUCUGCGAUCCUCUGUGACAUCUCCCAAGGCCUCUCCUACACCUGGACCAUCCAGACCUCCGAGGGGUGGCCAGUGCCCCUGCCCCCUGGUGUCAGCACACGCAGGCAGACCAUCACUGUCCCCGGCUACUUCCUGGAGCUUGGGAACUACACCGCUCUCGCCAGGGUUCAGGUGGAUGGCAGCGUCGUGCACAGCAACUACAGCGUCGGGGUGGAGGUGCGGGCCAGGGCCCCCGUCAGCGUCAUCUCCGAGGGCACGCAACUGUUCAUCUCCAGGUCCCCCUCAGUCACCGUCAUCCUCAGUGGCUCCCAGUCCUACGACCCAGACAACCCCGGGGCCACCCUCAGGUACCACUGGACGUGCACCGCGGCCGGCGCCCCCGGGGAGCCCUGCUUCACCGCCUCCUCUCCGCACAGCCUGCGUGCCGGGGCCCCCUCCCUUUCUUUUCCUGCCAGCUCUCUCAGCAACAGCUACGACCAGUUUCUCGUGACGCUGACCGUGUCCAGCGCCGGCCGGAACUCUUCAGAGGCGCAGGUGUUCCUGUCCCCGCGCCCCGACACGGCACUCAGGUUUGUCCGCAUCUCCCGGGGCAGCUUCAAGGACGCGCUUGUCAACUGGAACGAAGAGCUUUCCCUGCGUGCUGAGUGCGACGUGUGUGCCGCGGGGCCCCGCCUGUCUUACUCCUGGGACCUGUUCCUGGUCAAUGCCACGGAAGGGACCCGAACAGACGGUCCCUUUUGCAGGGCGGUGGGGCUGCUGGGCGCUGCCGGCCUGGGGGCCGAUUCCAUGCAGCUGCCGUCCAGCGCACCGUCCACGGCGGCGAGCUGCCCGGAGCCCCGUGGGACGGGUGCGGCGUCCUCACAGAAGCAGUCACCACAGCCCCGGGUGCAGCCGGGACCGUCACUCCCGGGGACACUAUCCUUGGGGCCCGUCGACACGCACCCGCUUCCUGAUGCGGGCGACGCCGCGUUCCCUGGACUGGCUCGCCGGUUCGCGGGGUCCCCUGGGACUUGGUCGCCCUGGAGCCCGUCGCCGUCCCCCUCUGACUUCGAAGCCGACUACGGGGACAUCCAGGAGGCGGUGCCACCCACAGGGAGACAGCCGGCCCACUGGUCCGGCGCUAGCCUCCCGGGAGCAGACCCGAGUUCGAGUCCUGGUGGGGGCCAGGGGGAUGGGGACAACCUGCUGGGCCCCCUGCGCCCCGCGGCCGGGCCGGCCCUCAUGGUGGACUGGCCCAAGGCCCCGGUGGGCCGCGCCCUCUUCCGCAGCUACACGGCCUCUGGCAUCACGGGACACGCAGUGACAAUAAAGCCGUUCUCGCUGAGCCCCGGGGAGACAUACGUCGUGCAAGCCUCCGUGGCCUCCACGCGCGGCCUGCUGGGGAGGGCGCAGCUGUACCUGACCCUGCAUCCAGCCCCGCGGGACGUGGCCUGCCAGGUGCAGCCACACCGCGGCCUCGAGGCUCACACCGUCUUCAGCAUCUUCUGCAUGGCGAUGAGACCGGACUUUCGUUACAAAUUUAGUUACCGGAUAGGAAAUGCCUCCGAACACACUUUGUACCACGGGAGAGACACCCAGUAUUACUUCGUGCUGCCGGCGGGCGAGCCCUCGGACAAUUACAAAGUCAUGGUGUCCACGGAGAUCACGGACGGCGUGGGCUCCCGGACGCUCCCAUGCGUGGUGGCAGUGACCGUGCUGCCCCACUUCCACGGGAGCCUCUGCCUGGACGAGGACACAUAUAACUCCAGCCUGAAGCACCUGUCCACCCUUCAGCUGAUGGGCAGUUACACCGAGAUCAGGAACUAUAUCACCACGAUCACCAGGGUCCUGAGUCGCUGGGCCGCGGAGGACCGAAGUCCCUCGUGUGGCCAGUGGUCGCGGAUACAGGAUGCGCUGAUUUCUUCUGCGUGUGGACUGCCUGUGGCAGAUCAGGAAGACAUGACCCACUCCGUCCUCAUGCUGAGGGGCCUCCUACGCUUCCCUCGUAAGCUGAGCUUCAGGAGCGCGGCUCUCAUCCUGAAGUCUGCCCGGGCACCCCUCGCUCAGAGCCCGCUGUCGGGGAGGCUGGCGGUGGACAAGGGGCUGAUGCUUGAGCUCAUCCUACUCGUAUCCGAAGUCUUGGAGGCCUCGGACUGGGAGAAACCCAGGAAUUCGGGCUUCCUGCAAGAAGAGGGGACCAAGAUCAUCUCGGAUCUCUUGUUGGACGGCCUCUCUGCAAGCACGGAGCACCAGCUCCACGUCAGCGCUGGGCAGAUGGAGUUCCGCACGCGUCUUCACCACGACCUGCAGAGCUCCGUGCAGAGCCUGGGCUCUGUCCAGGUGCACCUGCCUGCAGACCUGGCCGCGCAGAGUCCUGUGGGGGCUGUGCAGGGCCCGUGCUACAUUAGCCAGCUCAUGCUCUUCAAGAAGAACCUGUAUCCGUGGGGACGAGGUCCUGGGCAGAUUGGCCAGGUGGUCUCCGCAUCCCUGUUCGGCUGCUCCAGCAGGAGGCCCGUCGGCGGCUGGCGGCUGAGGGCGCCCGUGGCCGUGGAGUUUGGGGAGGAAGGCUGCCUGGACAACGGAAGAACCAGGACAGCGUUUGUGCUGCUUCGGGACAGAGUGAACGUUCAUGAGUUCACGGGCGCUGCGACCCCCCGGGAGUCCCUGCACAUAAGGAUUGAGUUUUUUAGGCCCCCGUCAGGAGCUUUCCCGGUCAUGGUGCUGGUGAGGUUCUCCGAGAAACCCACUCCUUCUGCUUUUCUUGUGAAAAAGGUCUACGUCUGGGAUGAGCAGCCCGUGCACCUGCAUAUACCUGCUGGGCCUCUGAGAGACCUCAGCUUGGGCUAUUUAUCCUUAUUGGAUGCUGACUAUGACAGAAGCCCUCGGAACAGAUACUCAGCCAAGGCCGUGAACUACACUGUGCGCUUCCACUGGCUGCAGUGCGUCGUCUGGGAAGCCGGAGAGUGGAGGCCAGCGAGCUCCUCCCCACAGCCAGGAGUGUCUCCAGGGAAAGUGAACUGCAGCCAUGACCGCCUGGCGCCCGUGUCCAUCUCGAGAAGAAGCCCGAAUGCCACUUUCUCAGCGAGUGACAUUUCCGAGCUGCAGAGACACCCGGAGAACCUGCUCCCCGGUGUUUUGAUCGUAGUUUUUACAAUUCUUUAUGCGCUUCUGGUUACUAAAAGCAGACGGGUAGAUUGUCAUGAGAGAAAGAAAGCCGGUUACAUUUUUCUGCAAGAAGAUGCUCCACCCGGCCACCAGCUGUACGCGGUUGUCGUGGACACAGGCUUCCGCUCUCCCACCCGCUGUAGCGCCAAGGUUUACAUCGUCUUAUGUGGGGAGCAUGGGCUUUCAGGACCCCGGGAGCUCUACUGUCCGGAGCAGCCCCUGUUUGAAAGGAAUUCCAGGCACACCUUUGUCCUGAGCGUCCCCGCUCUGCUGGGCCCGCUGCGGAGGAUCUGCCUCUGGCACGACAGCCGUGGGCCCGCCCCGGCCUGGUACGUGAGCCACAUCAUGGUGAAGGAGCUGGCAGCCGGGCCCGGGCACAGCUGGCUCUUCCCCGCUGAGUGCUGGCUGGCGGCGAGCGGGCGGGACGGCCACACAGCGUGGGAGCUGGGCAGCCUGCGCCGGGGCCUCGGCUUCUGGAAGCUCUUGUACUGCAAGUUCACAGAGUAUCUGGAGGAUUUCCACGUGUGGACCUCCGUGUACAGCCGGCCCUCCCCCAGCGGCUUCCUGCCCACGGCACGCCUCACCGUGGCCUUUGCCCUGCUGUGUGCCUACGCGUGUCUCACUGCCCUGGUCACGGCGGCAGGACAGGAGCAGCUGGCGUGGGCCCUCAGCGCCCCCGAUGCUGCGUCCGCCGGGUCCCUGUGGACGGGCCUCCUGGGCACCCUGCUGGCUUCUCCCGGGGCACAACUCUUGUCGCUGCUCUUCAGGCUCAGCCAGGACGCUGGCGGACCUUCCCGCGUGAAUGCCUGCCAGUCCCGCUCCCCGCUCCUGGGGGCAGCUCCGGGCCCCAACCCCCGUGGAGGAACGGCAGAGGCAGGGAAGAGGCGCGAGGGCAGCCUUGUCUCCGGGAGCAGCGGGGCCUGCAGGAGGGCGGCCCGGGGUGACGGUGCAGGGUGUCCGCCCCCUGAGCGGGAGGACCUGGGAGCUGACGCCGCCCAGCGCGCUCGGAGGGAGAAGGGGAGCCCCGGGGCUCAAGCAGCCAGCAGCGGGUUUGGAGGAGUCGCUGUGCUCCGCUGGCCGUGGGCCCUGCUGCCUUGGUCGGGCUCCGCGGCAUGGGUCCUCUGCGGGACGGUGUCCGUGGCCUGUGGCCUAGGGACGGCGUUUCUAGGAUACAGGUUCAACCCGACGCAGUGUGUGCGCUGGCUGUACCUGCUGGCCGCCUCUGUGCUGUGCUGUGUGCUGGUCACGCAGCCGCUGCUGGUGAGCCUCCUGGCCUUGGGCUUUGCCUGGAGGAGGAGACACGACCCGCACUUCUUCACUGAGGCUCUGCAUGCGGCCACCAAGGACCUGGGCCCUGAACUGGAAGCGCGUGCGAGGCCCCACCCGCCCCACUGUGCGAGCCAGAAGGAGGAGGUGUUGGCGGCCCGGCAGCGAGUGCGCCACCUGCGCCGGGCACGGCCACCGUCCGCUGCCCAGCUCAGCGCCGUCAGACAGAAGCUACAGCGACAGACCCGGACGCGGCGGGCGCUGAGAGACAUGUGCAUGUUCACCCUCCUGCUGCUUCUGCAUUUGCUUAUCCUCUGCCGGACGGGCUCCCGGGAUGCGCAUUCCCUGCAUCACGCCAUCCGGACCGAGUUUACAAGGGGUGCCAGCAGCGCCUCGGGCGGCCUGGGAAGUGUGGCAGACUGGUGGGGCUGGACUCUGACCACGCUGCUGGAUGGCCUGCACGGAGGCGGCGCCCCCCCGGCCCGCCCGCCGGGCACUCAGCCCCGGGCCCUUGGUGGCACGUGCUACCUGCUGGGCUCCCUGGUAAUCAGACAGCUGCGGUGGCCUUCGGGAAGCGCGGGCCAGCUGCCCAGCCGGGCCCCGGCGCUCCCCGAAGACCCUCCCCCCGAAGUUGGCGGCCCCGACGGCGCCCCCGUGACGGAGCCUGCGACCCCUGGGGAUUCCAGAGGCUGUGGGUCCAGGGAGCCAUGGGAGCUCAGCCUGGGCAGCACAAGGCCGGCAGCCCACGCAGCACUGAGCGGCCUCAGGACCAGUGGGUGGAUCGACGGCGGCACCAGCGCCGUGUCCGUGCACUUCGUCCUCUACAACUGUCCUACACGGCUGCUGUCCAGCGUGGCCCUGCACGCUGAGCUGCUCCCCGGGGGCGGCCUGGCCCUCGCCCCGCUGGUGGAGUCGGUGGCGGCCUUCCACAGUGACUCGGGCCUGUGGCACCGCCUCGCGCUUCCCGAGCUGGCCUUCCUGGUGCUCAGCCUGACCCAGUCGUGCCUGCAGCUGCACCGCGCGGCCCAGGAGGGCGUCCACAGCUACUGGGGCGAACCUGGGAGCUGGCUGGAGCUCGCCAUCGCCGGGGCCGGUCUCGCCCGCUAUGCCGCCUCCUGCCACCUGGCCACCGUGGCGGGCGCAGUGACCGACCGCCUCCACAGAGGACACUUCCGAGGGUCCAUGGACCUCAGCCUCGCGGCGUCAUGGAGCCAGAGGGUGAUGUGGCUGCAGGGGACCCUCUCCUUCCUCCUGACCCUGAAGUGCGUCCACCUUGUCAGCAUCCGGGGCACCACGGCGUCCUGCUCCUUCCUGAUGCGGCGCUCGCUCGCCAGCGCCUUCGCGGCAGCGCUGGCAGGCGUCCUGGCGCUGGCCGCGCACAGCCACUUGCGUGCGGUGCCACCGGGCACCCUCACAGACUUCUCCCGAGGCCCGCGGUCCCGUCUUUCCAGGUCCGACCUGCAGGCCCCAGCCUGGUGCUGCGGGGCCCUCUUCAUGGUGAUGAGCACCGCAUGGUUGGGAAUGCUGAGAGGUUCCUUCACGACUCUUGCUCAAAGAAGGAAAUCUUUUCAAAGCCAGUCUGUUGUGAGACUGGCAGACGUGACUGCCUAUGUGCGGACAGAGGCCCUGGCCUGGCUGGGACUGGAAAGGCCACAGCAGGAAGAGGCCGAGAUGGUCGAGAGUCAUAAUUACUACCUGGAUGACGUUUCUGAUCUGCUGGAUGAGCUUCUGUCAAAGAUUCAUGCUUUGUCUGACAGCCUACAGCUUCCUCUUCCAGAGCAGCAAUUCUGUGAUAUGCGAGAGGCCAGGGCAAAAGGUCAUUCCUCAGCGGGUAUUUCUGCCUAACAAGCCACUGGGGUGAGUCAGUGCAGCGACAUGCGGUGGGGCUGCCCCCCUCUGCACUCCUCUCGCCCCCCCCUCCCCCCUGCGUGGUGACCGCAGGGUGCCUCGGCUGCAUUGAUCCACCCACGGGGAGAGCCGCACCCCAGCGGUGCUUCUCGCUGAGCAGAAGGACUUUGCCCCCAAAUUCUUAAUUCUUAAUUCUUCCUGAUGUGCGAGCCCCGUUGCCACCCCACCCCACCCCACCCCGGGGACACGCUGCUUUGCAGGGAUGGCCAGGCCACUGAAAUUUCGAUGCAAGUGAGAGAUGCCAGAGCAGCUUUUCCUGCAUAUUUUCCUGUGGAUUCACCUUUAUGAAUUUGGUUACGUAAGGCAGGAACAUCCAGAAGGUCAGAAACACCCUGGCCUCAAGCUAUAGUCUGCCCCAGCGGGUUUGGUCCUUUUUUACAAAGAAGUGUUAAUUCCUUAGCACUCGCCUGCCAGGAGGGACACUGGGCGUUUGGUGUGACCGCGGAGGAUCCACACUCACUUUCCACAUCGGGGUCCUCGUGACUGUGGACGUGGGUCUGCCGAGGAGGCUGGCACGCCGGCGCCCGUGGCCCCUGCUUUCAGGGAGGUUUGUGUGUGCGUCCUGCGAGUCAGUGACAGUUAGGACACAGGGAGCCAUCAAAAGGGUGGAUUUUCUUCCUACUUCUUCCCUUAACUUUGCCAGUUUGCGGGCGAGCUUAGGAGAUACUUAGAAGACCUGAUUUUCCUUAAUACGGACCGCCUACAAAUGUCACAGAAACCUGUCCGGGAAGUUUGCUCAGCUCCCUUCUCCCACCCAGGACUUUUUGUGGUCAUAACUGGGUUCUGUAAACCCAGCUUUCUGGGCUCAUGAACACUCAAUACUUGAAUCCUUGAGAAGAAAACGGGUUAUGAAGGGUUUGGUUUGCUUAAGGAAAUAUCCACUCAGCCUGAGCACACGGAAAGUUUGGGCCCCCCAGAGAGGCAGACAGGACUGGUGGGGGAGCACCUGCUGAGUGAGGGUCAGAGGCCAGUGGCGGGGGGUGGGGGGCUUGGGUAGUGACUUCACUCCUGAGCCUCAGUGUCCUCCCCGGUAAAGGAGGCUCUCCCGGUGCCUAAAUGUGUGGUGCUCCUCACGGGCUUCACAUAUAAUCACUCAACCUGGGUUUUCAUUUGUUCACCAAGAGAUGCAGCGGGCACAGCUCCAGGGGCUGCGGGUGGGGGUCCACUGAUGUCUGUGUCCACCAAGAAGACACAGUGUUCCUGAACUUGGAAAAUGCACAUCUCAGAACUGGGGGCAAAGUUCUGAGCAACGGAUCUGCAGGACGAGGCUGUGAGGGGCCACUCAGGAUGCAGAUGCUGGAUUACAGUGAGGUCUUGGGGUGCCCGGCUGGCGGGGUUGGUGGAGCACGUGACUUUGGAUCUCACGGCUGUGAGUUCAAGCCCCACAUUAGGUGUAGAGAUCACUUAAGAAUAAAAUCUUUUUAAGGGAGAGUAAAGAAUAAAAUUAGGGGGCGCCUGGGAGGCCCAGUUGGUGAAGCAUGUGCCUUCAG
This is a messenger RNA of Canis lupus familiaris (dog), 9670 nucleotides long. Its product is annotated as polycystic kidney disease protein 1-like 1. Gene Ontology annotation, biological process: detection of mechanical stimulus. Bases 771 to 8117 code for a protein of 2448 amino acids. Gene Ontology annotation, molecular function: calcium channel activity; protein binding. The transcript has 56 exons. Gene Ontology annotation, cellular component: membrane. The record is from RefSeq and is a predicted model, not a curated record. Lineage: Eukaryota; Metazoa; Chordata; Mammalia; Carnivora; Canidae.